Molecule: messenger RNA, 966 nt
Organism: Kuraishia capsulata CBS 1993
Lineage: Eukaryota; Fungi; Ascomycota; Pichiomycetes; Pichiales; Pichiaceae
Exons: 2
Coding region: 1-966 (321 amino acids)
Source: RefSeq, a predicted model, not a curated record
AUGGAUAAGAAGUCCUCGGAUAGCUUGUCGGACAAGAUAACGGCAGAUUUCGACGAGGACUUGUACACAGCUGUGUGGAUGGCCAUAAUAGCAAGGCGACAUCUGAUGGUAUCGUCUCCAGAUAUAGUCAGAACACAGACAGAGAUUGAAGGAAUAAUACGAAGCACGUGGAAUGCGCAAGACGUCUUGACAAUACGAUGUGACUCUUCAACCACAUUUGAAUCGCUCUGCUCCCUGCUAAUAAACCCUACUAAGGAAGAUGCCGUUCGCUCAGUCGCACUAGUGACGGGACUGGAACAGACCACCGAAGAGACUCAGAUUCAAAUGGCAGAGAUGUUAAGAACGGAACAGUUCGUGUUGGAAAAUAGACACUUCAAGGCCCCACAUGACCUGUUCACAAUCAUAGCUGUUAUAGAGGCAAGGAACAACAGAGAGACUGAGCUGGCGAAGCCACUAAUGCAGAGACUAUGGUUCAGACAACCACACGUCCCGGUCGAGCUGGGUGGUGAUUCCUCAUUGACUUCUGGAUCUUCCAGUGGGUUUUCGAUGGGCCGUGGAACCGUUUUGUCAGAGUCAGCACUGCUGGAAAAAGUACUACUUAUGAGGAAGAAAGUUUCCAGCGUCACGAUUGUUCCAGAAAUACGAAGAUAUCUCUAUGACAUUAUUGUAUACACUCGGCUGCACCGGAUGGUUGUUGGAGGAGUUGCAACUUUUGUGAUUCGGGAUCUGGAGGAAUUCAUGAGAGCUAUCUGUGUGGUGAAUGACUAUGAGUACUGCAUACCCUCAGUCGUAAAGAUAGCCGUUAGGAAGCUUCUUCCAAUGAGAAUCCAGGUGUUGCAAAAAGCAGAAAACGAGCCAACUCUACAAUGGGGUAGCGAUAUCCGAUUGGUCCAAGAGAUGAUCAUGCGUUGGAAUGCGGAUUUCAUAGUGGAGGAUGUGUUAAAUCACGUCCAGCCACCGAUAUAG